Exaiptasia diaphana is the source of this 849-nucleotide messenger RNA. Its product is annotated as ras-responsive element-binding protein 1. Gene Ontology annotation, cellular component: nucleus. The transcript has 3 exons. Gene Ontology annotation, biological process: regulation of transcription by RNA polymerase II. Gene Ontology annotation, molecular function: DNA-binding transcription activator activity, RNA polymerase II-specific; RNA polymerase II cis-regulatory region sequence-specific DNA binding. The coding region runs from base 148 to 849 and encodes 233 amino acids. NCBI's taxonomy places the organism in Eukaryota, Metazoa, Cnidaria, Anthozoa, Actiniaria, Aiptasiidae. The record is from RefSeq and is a predicted model, not a curated record.
CUCGAAGUAUCUUGGCAUUUAGAUCAUACGUUUCUAAAUGGUGGAGUUUAACGCGAUUUUAUUGUGGAUUUUAACACUCUGUUUAGAAAAUCAUUACAAGGCAUCCAAAUUUCAAUACUUUCAAGUUGUUAGAAUCCCUACAUCAUUAUGGAUGGUAAUGAAGAACUUUUCUCGCUUUCUACUCUUGUUUCGGGAGUUUGUUCUGUGACAUCUACUCAUGACACAGGAAACCCAAGCAAUCAACCCUUUGAACAACAGAACAAUUCAAGUAUGGAUGGCAGUAGAGAUAUUAAGAAAGAGAGAAAGAGCUGUGAUAUGAUAGAAAAUAGUUCUGCAAACAUCAAGCAAUCAUUGACCAGCAAUUCAUCAGCUGUGGAUCAACCAUGUGGCUACCGGCUCGGUCAGCAGCAAAUGGUUAACAGUGAAGGAUUAAUUGACAUUAACAACAUUAAACAAGAACCUGAAGACGAUUAUAAAACAGACAACUAUCCAACAACAACCAGUAAUUCAUGUGUUGACAAUGAUUCUGCUCAGGACAUGCGAUCAUCCUACACUGACUUAGGGGACUCUUCAUGUGUGAUCUGCUUGCAGUGCAACAAAUGGUUUGACGGUAUGAAUGACUUAAAGACUCAUGAUCAAAUAGUGCACAGAGGAGAGAGACCUUUCCAAUGUCAAGAUUGUAGCAUAACGUUCACUGAUAAAAAAAGUUUAAACCGUCACAAGAAAUUACACCAUAGUGAGAAAUUUGUCAGAAAAGCUUCCCCAAGAAAUACAACUCGUCGACCUAUUACUACUUCAAGGACUUUGUCAAAAGAUAAACGUUUUAAAUGUAACAAAUGGUUACCAUAG